AUGAUCAUUACUGGAAACAAUAAUGUUCUUCUUGACAAGCUCAUUGAUCAGUUGAAUAGAGUGUUUCGUAUGAAGGAUUUGGGAUCUAUUCAUUACUUUCUUGGUGUUCAAGUUCAUCAUCAUGAAGACGGCUUGUUCCUUAAUCAAGAAAAGUAUGUCACUGAUCUUCUCAUCACAGCCGGAAUGCAAGAUUGUGCCCCUAUGAUCACUCUGUUGCCUCUCAAGCUUGAUAAGGUCCCUGGCCAAGAUAAACCAUUCUCUGACCCCUCAUACUUCCGGAGCCUAGCUGGUAAGCUUCAAUACCUUACUCUCACCAGACCAGACAUGCAGUUUGCUGUUAACUUCAUCUGUCAGAAGAUGCACAUGCCUAGUCAAUCCAAUUUCGCUCUGCUCAAACGCAUUCUUCGCUAUGUCAAAGGCACUCUUGCAAUGGGAAUCGGGAUAAACGCAAACACUGACUCCACUCUAAUCUGUAACAGUGAUAGUGAUUGGGCAGGGUGCAAGGAAACAAGAUGGUCUACUGGUGGAUUGUGUACUCUUCUCGGCUCUAAUGUCAUCUCGUGGUCUGCCAAAAGGCAUGAUACAGUCUCCAAGCCUUCGACUGAGGCUGAAUACCGUACUAUGUCUGCUGCGGCUUCUGAGAUUGUUUGGCUUCAGAAUCUUCUUCGUGUCAUGGGUCUCCAACAACAGAGAACUCCUCUUCUGCUGUGUGACAACCUCUCCGCCGUGUGUCUUGCAGAAAACCCGAUGUUUCACAAACGCACCAAACACUUUGAUGUUGACUUUCACUACGUCAGGUAG
This is a messenger RNA of Brassica oleracea var. oleracea, 801 nucleotides long. RefSeq lists its product as uncharacterized. The record is from RefSeq and is a predicted model, not a curated record. Lineage: Eukaryota; Viridiplantae; Streptophyta; Magnoliopsida; Brassicales; Brassicaceae. The transcript has a single exon. The coding region runs from base 1 to 801 and encodes 266 amino acids.